AUGUCAGCGAUUGUAUAUGAUCCAACGGAGCUGGAACUCGAUCGUCUCUUUGAUCAAUUUAUCCGCGAUCUGGGAACGACACGACGCGGCAGAAGGCAAGGUGGUGGUCAACGCAAAUAUGUUCCAUCCAUUGAUCUUUAUGAACAAGAUAAUGAAUAUAUCGUGACCGCCGAGUUACCCGGUCUUGACAAAAACGAUAUAAACGUGGAAGUUCGUGAAAACUCUCUCAUACUUUCAGGCGAAGCUAAACGACAUGAAAAAUACGCUCAAAACAAAGCUCACAUCCAAGAACGACGUUGGGGUCGUUUCUCUCGUACUAUUGAUCUGCCAAAGGAGAUAAAAAGCACAGCAAUAGAGGCGAAAUAUAAGGACGGAGUUUUAGAACUAACUAUUCCCAAGAGUGAAGCCGCCCAGCCCAAGAAGAUCAAAAUCGGCUAA
Molecule: messenger RNA, 438 nt
Organism: Paraglomus occultum
Lineage: Eukaryota; Fungi; Glomeromycota; Glomeromycetes; Paraglomerales; Paraglomeraceae
Source: the annotation of a GenBank genome assembly